Xenopus laevis (African clawed frog) is the source of this 3049-nucleotide messenger RNA. RefSeq names its product growth factor receptor bound protein 7 S homeolog (gene grb7.S). The record is from RefSeq and is a predicted model, not a curated record. The transcript has 16 exons. Gene Ontology annotation, cellular component: cytoplasm. NCBI's taxonomy places the organism in Eukaryota, Metazoa, Chordata, Amphibia, Anura, Pipidae. Bases 650 to 2497 code for a protein of 615 amino acids. Gene Ontology annotation, biological process: signal transduction.
ACAUAUAUAGUCUCAUAAAUGGAACCUUUGGAGACAACAGGUAGUCAGUUGGGUCUGUAGAUAACAGAAUGGGCCACUGGGUGUAUUUAGCUGUGACGCGGCCGUUUUACAAGUAUGGCUUUAACAGCCUCGAUUCAUUUUUAGGGCUUGCCAUAGGUUGCAGCCAAGUGCCCUGCAAGGCCUGUUUAGCAACAGUAGAGCUUAAACCUUUGCUCCCGGGAGCUUGCAAUCUGUUGCCCGCUGGUGAGCAUUCCUGCUAGAAGCUGCCUCUGAAGGGUGCCUGGGUCUCCACGUUGGGAGCAGAGUUUUCUGCACAGCCCUGGACUCUGUCUGUUAUCACUAUGUGUGUGAUUUGUGUCAACAACUGAGCCUCCUCGUCACUGCAAGAAAGUCUCAGGCGUGAGCAGGCAGCACCCAGGGAUUAUGGGGAGAUAGGAGGCUGUCAGCUUUGUGGGUACAACAUCUGAAACACCUCCAGGACAUGCUGAUCCAUGGAGACGGCACCGGGCACCUCUAGAAACGGGGACUCAGGGAUUUAUUCCUUCUACACCCACCUAUUGUUGGAAAUAUGAAAAGAGGCACAGAGAUUUAGCUGCCUGGGGGGCUUUUUAAUCUUCAUUAGCGGCAUCUUGGCAGCUCAGGGCACCCCAUGUUUCUGGGGGAGGAACGCAGGCUCCAGCGCCCGGCUGGAAGGCAAAAAAAACGUCGUUUCUGUUGGAGGCAAGUCCUGGAAGAGUUAUUUUGCUGCAUGCAGGGACAGAAGUCCAGGGAGAGGGGUCCCGGGGAGAAGAGAGCCUGCGAGCUGCUCAUUGAGAACAAGGAAUAUGGUGAAGAUGGAAUGAGCUCAAAGCCCAAAGACAGCGUCAGGAAUGAGGAGAGCUUGGGUGAAGGGGAUGACAUGGAUUUGGAGGCCCUCGAGAGCAGUCACAGCUCUGCCCCAGACAAUCUGUAUGAGAGAGAAAGCCGUACAAGCCGAUGCCCUUCUGCCAAACAAGGACACCCUGAGAAAGCAGAAAUGCUGUCCCCCGAUUUGAAGAGGUCACAGCCGUUGCUCAUUCAAAGCCAUAAGUGGGGGAGAUUACGAGAUGAGGAAUCCCGAUCGGCAUCUCUCCCUGACAUCCCAAAUCCAUUCCCGGAGCUCUGUAAUUCUUCCCCCAUCUUAAAUAACACCCCAAGUGGUCGCUCCCCAAAGGAAGGGGGACCUCAUGUAGUGAAGGUGUACAGCGAAGAUGGCACAUGCCGAUCCUUAGAAGUGACAGCUGGGGCUACGGCAAGACAUGUGUGUGACAUGUUGGUGGAGAGGGUGCACUGUCUGAGUGAUGAGAGUUGGUCUCUAAUGGAGCUGCAUCCCCAUUUGGGGCUCGAACGCUGCCUUGAAGACCACGAGUCAGCGGUAGAAGUCCAGGCCAUGUGGCCAGUGGGAGGAGACAGCAACUUCAUCUUCCGCAAAAAUUUUGCCAAGUACGAACUGUUCCGUGGUUCCCCUUAUGCUUUAUUUCCCGAAGACAUGGUCGGUGGGAACCUUGCAGCCCAGAAAGGCCUCACGCACUCGGAGCUCGUCCAGAACUUCCUGAAUUCGGGCAGCUGGCCAGAGAUCCAGGGUUACUUGCAUAUGAAGGAAAGCAGCCGCAAGGUCUGGAAGCGGUUUUUCUUCUUUCUGCGGCGGUCAGGUCUAUAUUACUCUACAAAAGGAACCUCCAAGGACCCCAGGCAUUUGCAGUAUUUUGCUGAUGUGAAUGAAUCCAACAUUUAUUGCCUGACCCAGGGCAAGAAGAUGUAUAGCACCCCCACCGAGUUUGGCUUCUGUUUAAAGCCUCUAAAGAUGCGCAGUGGCACAAAAGGGCUGAAAAUUCUGUGCACAGAAGAUGAGCAGGCGCGGACCUGCUGGCUCACUGCAAUACGUCUAUUUAAGUAUGGAGCCCAGCUGUACAAGAAUUACCAGAUAUCUAAGCGUAACCCUCAGUCAUGGGGUGACCCAACAAAACAGCGCAGCGCCUCCGAUAGCACAUUGGUCCCCAUGGACUUCUCAGGCUGCACCGGGAGAGUCAUAGAGAACCCCCUGGAAGCACUGUCUGUGGCUUUGGAAGAGGCUCAGUCCUGGAGGAAGAAAACAACUCACCGUUACAGUCUGCCCACGCCAUGUCAGGCCACCCCACCCAACAGUGCAGGAAUUCACAAAGCUCAACCCUGGUACCAUGGGCGCCUGUCCAGAGACGAGACUCAGCGGCUAAUAAUGCAGCAAGGGAUGGUGGAUGGAGUUUUCCUGGUACGGGAAAGUACGAGAAAUGCCAAAGGCUUUGUCUUGUCUUUGUGCCACUUGCAGAAGAUCAAACACUACCUAAUCUUACCGUGUGAGGAAGAAGGGAGGCCUUACUAUUCAAUGGACGACGGAGAGACCAAAUUCAUUGAUCUUAUCCAACUGGUUGAGUUCCAUCAGAUCAACAGAGGAAUUCUUCCUUGCACUCUUAAGCACUACUGUACCAACGUGGCACUGUGACAGGGGCCUUGGCUGGAGUCUCUGAAGAAGACAACUGGGUUUGGGAUGAUUGUUCUGAGAUACAACAGAAUAUUGUGGAUGGUUUGGUCCAACGGCUGGUAGUAACUGUAUGCCCAGCAUAAGAACUCAAACGCUUCCUAUGAGUGAUACCUACACAAGGACUGAUGUAUAAGAAGAAACCCAAUAAGCUAAAUUUUUUUAAUUCUAUGCUGGUGCAAAUACUUCAGAUGACUGUCAUGUCAGCCAAUGAGACAAUUUGAUUCCAAAGAAAGACUCACUUCCCCUUUACUAUGGAGGCCCACUAACAGAUGGGCAAAUGGAAAAGCCAUGGUAAGUGGUGCAGCCGUUGCUGAGAGCACUGUACUGUAAAUAUCAACAUGGCCUGUUGAUGGUCAGAUAUUUUAUACGGUAAAUCGUAACUUUAUAUAUAUUUUUUGACAUCUAUUUUUGCUUAUUUUUGUACAAAACCCUCUAACCUCAAUCUGCUUAUAAAGAGAACAUUUUAUUUAUAUCUACCCAGACGUGACAUAAUAAAAAGAGAAAAAAACGGCA